CUUCCGCUUUCACGACACCAGCACUUCCGGAUUGGGAGGCAGGAGGUGACGCGUUCUGAAGGAGUAAAAUGGAAGGAGAAUCAAGCAGAUUGGAAACCCACACUCCAGUUUUUGUCAAGAAAAAGACUAAACAUUCUGUACAUAAGGAGAGACAUGGGAGGCAUCCCCAUGAAAGUUUCAGAGACUCCUCCCUGGCAAAUGAACAGGCUGACAUAACUAAGGGUAAAAAAAAGAGAAAGGAUGCCCACCAUCUUGUUUCUUCUCCUUUGAAAAAAUCAGAAAUUUGCGAUGAGACUGAAAAGGCCACUUCUAUACCCAAAAAGAGUAAAAAGAGAAGAAAAGGUGCUUUGGGGGUCGAUAAGGAAGCAGGUGUUGCGUACGUCCUGGUGAAUAAAGAAAACAUUGAGAACACACCAAAGAAUUUUACAAAGAAUGUCGAUGUCGUUUACAUUGAUGUAAGCAAGGAGCGAAAGUCAACAAAAGGGCCUGAAGCAGAUGAACCGCAUUUAGUUACUACGUCACAUGAACAUGAGUCAGAACUGCAUGAUAAAGUUCGGGAGAAAAAGCAGAAAAAACAUCGGAGGAAAGUUGCAUCCUGUGAUGCUGUCCAGGAAAGUCUGGGUGCAAGCAUUACCCUGCCCGGAUCAGAAUCCCAAGAGCAGGAACCCCAGCCUCCCAUGGGCCAAGAAGGUGAAAUUGCACAACUACCAGUGUCUGCAGGUCAAAGCAAGUCUAAGAAAAGAAAGAGGAAGCGUCCAAAUGACCAGGAAUUUGAGGCCUUGCUUGCGCCUGAGAGCGCUGAGAACAUGUACUCAGAGGGAUCGCAAGUGAUUGGUGAGGUCGGGACUGCAGGGGGCUAUCAGGAAUCCAGUGGCCUCAAGAAGAAGUCUAAGAAAAGGAAAAGAAGAUCUGUUGAUACUGCCACGGCACCUGGUGGUGAUUUUUCAGUCCUCAGGACGAACUCUGAGGACACGCUCUUUGAUUCAGUGGAAGGUCGUGGUACCUUGAUUGAAGAAAGUGUGAAACCCAGACCACAAGAGGAGAAACCCCAGGCCUGUUCGGAAGAGGUGCAGAGAUUAGAACCUACAAAUGAAGAAGAAAGCAAUUUGGAGUCGGCUAAAGAUCCUGAAACCAAGUAUUUAUCUGAAGAUUCGAGAGAUUCAGAUAAUUCAGACGUGGAUUUGGAUUCUGCUGUGAGGCAGCUCCAGGAGUUCAUCCCUGAUAUCAAGGAGAGGGCUGCCACUACAAUUAAGCGAAUGUAUCGGGAUGACUUGGGACGCUUUAAAGAAUUUAAAGCCCAGGGUGUCGCUAUUAAAUUUGGCAAGUUUUCCGUGAAGGAAAAUAAGCAGUUAGAGAAAAACGUGCAAGAAUUUCUGUCUCUGACAGGAAUCGAGAAUGCAGACAAGCUGCUGUACACAGACAGAUACCCAGAGGAGAAAUCUCUAAUCACCGACUUAAAAAGAAAAUACUCGUUUAGAUUGCACAUUGGUAAGGGCAUUGCCCGGCCCUGGAAACUCGUAUACUACCGAGCAAAGAAGAUGUUUGAUGUCAACAAUUACAAAGGCAGGUAUAGCAAAGGAGAUACCGAGAAGCUAAAGAUAUACCAGUCCCUCCAUGGAAACGACUGGAAAAAGAUUGGCGAGAUGGUGUCUCGAAGUAGCCUCUCUGUGGCCCUGAAGUUCUCCCAGAUCAGCAGUCAAAGAAAUCAUGGUGCUUGGAGCAAGACGGAGACCCAGAAACUAAUCAAGGCUGUUGAAGAAGUGAUUCUAAAGAAAAUGUCUCCCCAGGAGCUAAACGAGAUGGAUUCUAAACUCCAAGAGAAUCCUGAAGGCCGCCUGUCAGUUGUUCGGGAAAAACUCUACAAAGGCAUAUCCUGGGUAGAAGUGGAGGCUAAAGUGGAAACCAGGAAUUGGAUGCAGUGUAAAAGUAAGUGGACGGAAAUUCUAACCAAGAGGAUGACAAAUGGUCGGGACGUAUACCGGGGAGUUAAUGCCCUACAGGCCAAGAUCAACCUCAUUGAAAGGUUGUAUGAAAUAAAUGUGGAAGAUGUUAAUGAAAUAGACUGGGAAGAUCUUGCUAGCACCAUAGGGGAUGUUCCUCCAUCUUAUGUCCAAACUAAAUUUUAUAAGCUGAAAGCUACCUGUGUUCCCUUUUGGCAGAAGAAGACUUUUCCAGGUCUGGCUGUGUUUAUAUGCGUGUCAAUAAAGCUAUUUUCACUAUUGGUCUUACUGAAGAAGGUGCAACAGCUAAAGGAAGGGCAUGAAAAUAACAACAUAUUGUGGAGCAUUAAAACUGAUUCCCAUUUCGUGUUCAGGUUUGUCUGAAUGUGCAAAGAAAGGCAAGUGUGUGAGCUCAUUUAAUAUUUUCUGUGCUAUUACAUUGAAAAUAAUUACAACUAAUGGUCUUCAUACAACAGCAGGAUCCCGAGUCCCUCCAAUGGCAGCAGAGGGUAGUCAAGUCCGACGAACAUUUUCUUUUUUUUUGGCUGCGCCACAUAGCUUAUGGGAUCUUAGUUCCCCACCAGGGAUUGAAGCCAGGCCCUCGGCAGUGAAAGCGCAGAGUCCUAACCCCUGGACCGCCAGGGAAUUUACCCCAAUGAACAUUUUCAUGAUGUGGAUUCAACCAUACGUGCAUUCAGCGAAAAAGAGAAUGUUUACAAUUUUAAUAAUGCAUGCCAUUUUGCUUUCUGUUUUUCAAUUGUUUAGAUGUAUAUUUUAGUGUGUGUGCGUAUUAGGUAAGUGGUACAGGGAAGUUUGUGUUCCCGCAGACUGGUUUCGGUUCCCAUGUGCCUGUCAUGGUGUGCGUAUCUCAUCUUCCUGAGUGUGAUUCUAGUGUUUAAAGAUAGGUAUUUUUCAUACAAGAUGCCCUCUCAAAGCCAGUCACAGAGUUCAUCUGGUGUUGAACUGGAAAAAACAAAGAAACCAGCAAUCUCUUCCAUUGCUUCUGGAAAAACUGCCUCUGUUAGACUUCCCUUGCUGGCAAGGGAAAUAAAGUGCCCAGGCUUCUAGCCUCAUCUGUACAGGGGAGAACAUAGAAAGGAAGGUGUGGGUGAGCAAUAUCCCAUACAGUGAGGCCACCCUCUGGGCCAAGGUGCAGCACCCUUGUCUCCUGAGUGUAGCAUCGUGAUGUGUGAUGUUGGUCAAUUCAUCCACAAAGCUAGGCAUUUUUCCAAGCUUGCCGUCAUCAGGGAAGGAAGAAUACAGAGAAACAAGUUUAGGAGUCCUCAGUCACCAGUAUAUCCACAGCACCUAUCAUGGUGUUGUGCAAAUAAUAGACACUCGAUACAUAUUCAGGGAACAAAUGAGUAUUUUCUUUUUAAAAAUUUAUUUAUUUAUUUUUGGCUGUGUUGGGUCUUCGUUGCUGCACGCAGGCUUUCUCUAGUUGCUGCGAGCAGGGGCUACUCUUCAUUGCAGUGCGCGGGCUUCUCACUCUGGUUGCUUCUCUUGUUGUGGAGCACGGGCUAUAGGUAUGUGGGCUUCAGUAGUUGUGGCCUGUGGGCUCAUUAGUUGUGGUGCACGGGCUUAGUUGCUCCGCAGCAUGUGGGAUCUUCCUGGACCAGGAGUUGAACCCGUGUCCCCUGCAUUGGCAGGCGGAUUCUUAACCACUGCGCCACCAGGGAAGUCCCAGAACAAAUGAAUAUUUUCUUUUUAAUAAGCAUUUUGCCUUUAGUCACCUCCUUCUAUCUGUCAAACAUACCAAUCUCCGGGCUGAUGGGAAUAUAAAUUACAUGUUCCUUUUGGAGGACAAUCCGGUAGAAUACAUCAAAGCCUUAAGAAUGUACAUAUUCUGAGAUCCAGCAGUUUCACUUCUAGGACCUAAAGAAAUAAUAGAACUAGUGUAAAAGAAUGGCACAUUUAUAAUAUGAAAACUAGAAAAAUAUAAAUGUUCUUUAAUAGGAAAUUUACUAUAUAUGAUGGUAUAUUCCUAGAAUGGAAUAUUAGGCAGUAAUUAAAAAUGAUAAUGAGGGACUUCCUGGGUGAUGCAGUGGUUAAGAAUCCGCCUGCCGGUGCAGGGGACACGAGUUCGAUCCCUGGUCUGGGAAGAUCCCACAUGCCGCAGAGCAACUAAGCCCGUGCACCACAACUACUGAGCCUGCGCUCUAGAGCCCACAGGCCACAACUACUGAGCCUGUGUGCCACAACUACCGAAGCCCACGCGCCUAGAGCCCGUGCUCCACAAGAGAAGCCACUGCAGUGAGAAGCCCGUGUACCACAACGAAGAGUAGCCCCUGCUCGCAGCAACUAGAGAAAGCCCAUGCAUGGCAACGAAGACCCAACACAGCCAUAAAUAAAUAGAUAGAUAAAUAAAAAUUUUUUUAAUGAUAAUGAUAGAUUUGGUUAACAUACAAGGUAAACAAUAUAAUCAACUAAAAUACAUACUGUUUUUCAUUCAGAAGUGUACAUAUUAUCUUCUUAAUUUUGUAACAGUAAAAAAAAAAAAAAAAUAGGGACUUCCUGGUGGUCCAGUGGUUAAGACUCCUUGCUUCCAAUUCAGGGGGCACAGGUUCGAUCCCUGUUGGGGGAACUAAGAUCCCACAUGCUGCGUGGUGCGGCCAAAAACGAAAAAAAAAAAAAAUUGUGUAAAUAGAGAUGCAUUACAGUGUAAGGGAGGAAUUAAACCCAAAGUGUUGACAGUGGUUCUCUCCGGGAAGUGGGAUUGUAAGUUUAUAGGUUAGAAGUCUUGACUUGCAAGUGCCAGAAAAUCAGACUCAGAUAGAUCAAAGGCAUCUGGGGACUCUCAGACUGAAAAUCCAGAGGGAGAGGAUGGAUCCAGCUACUCGGAGUCCCCAGAAUGUGUUUUCUUGCUGAUUCUCAGCUCUCCCUUCUCCAGAGUCCACUUUAUCUUCAAUCCACACGAGGGGGCCCCUUGGUCCUGAGGGGUGCCUUCAUAGAGCCCCAUGUUAUAGCAUCCUUCUUAUUAUUACUUAAAUAGAGGAUGCCAUUCAGAGAACAAUAGCUCUUGCUUAAGUCCUGGGUUUUGUUCCCAGUGCCCAAAUUAGAGCUUGUGCCCAACUCUGAGCCAUCACUGUAGGCACAAAAAUAGGAUGGUCUUCAACCCAUCUGGGCUCAUGUCUGGAGCUGGGAUUUAGCUCAACCUGCCUUAAAUGGCUGAAAGGGUAAAUACCCCUGUGGAAAAUCAUGGUUCCAUUAGCAGAAGAGGGGCGUGGACCCUGAGGAGGCGACCCACACAUGUGCAGGACUGUGGGUAAUUACCUGUGCUGUGAAUUUUACCCAAUAAACUUGUGUACUUGGUAAAAGUUUAAUUUUUUAACUUUUUCUCACCCCUAGCUCCAUGCCCUUCCCCCACCCCACCCCCCAAAAUCUUACUUUUGCCAAACACCCUUUUGACAUACAAGGAUCCAGGAAUUUGGAAGAAAAAGAAGGGAAGGGUAGACUGUAUUUGUCAAAUACAGGUCCAAGAGAAGAGAAAAGGGAAAACCAUGAGUUUGGUUUGAAUGUGUAGACUUUGAAGUAUCAACAGGGCCCAUUUGAGGAGACCCCAGUCUACUGCAUGGAGAGAACAGACAAGAACAAACCACACUAGAGAGGUGGGUUGGUUUGUUAGCUCCCUGAGGGUGCGAGUUGGAGCCAUGAAAUAGACAACCCCAUUUACGGCAAGAAAAAGGCAGAAGAGGAAACGUGUACUUGGCAGGGAGUGGAAGAGGAGUAGACUCAGAAAGUGAACAAGGGUAAAGAGAAGAAGGUGACCCAUCUAACAAGAAACAAGACCGAGGAACAAAUAAAAUUGCUUUUAAACAGUCUUGACUGCACAAUGUGAGAGUCCUUGGCCCAGUCCUUGGCCAUUGAGCACUCUUCAGUAAGCAUGCCUUUCAGCUCUUCAUCUUAAUUUGGAGACUUCAUUGUCCAACAAAGAGGUCCAGAACUGCAGUGCACAGGAGUGUGUAAUCAGACCAUGGCAUCUGUUCUCCUCAGAACACUACUUUUAGUUCAACAAGCAUCAUGGACCACAUGCAGUGAGCCAGGUACUGUUAGGAGCUAAAGAUGCAAGAGGGAACAAUACAGACUUGGUGCCUGUUUUCUUGGAGGCUACACAAUCUAGCACUUUCUGAACACCUUUCCCAGUCCAUCUCCUGAAAUAACACGCCUCAUCAAAUAAUCCAUCGAUCCAUCAACCCACUCCUAGCCUACCCAAGUGUCCAUCCUUACAAUCCCUCCCUUCUGAACACCCUCGGCUCUUCAUUCUCUCCCCCUGGUACUUCCCUGCUCAAGACCCCAGACCUGGAUGAGCCCUUCCAUCUGCCUCCUGUCUGCACCUGAAGAGCUGAAUAUUCCUAGAAGAAAGUCACACAGCUCAGCUGGUUUAAUGACCGUAAACCUCAAAAAGACAGUGUUGCCAGCAACCCCCUAUAAAUUUAUUUAUUUAUUGUUGGCUGUGUUGGGUCUUCAUUGCUGCACGUGGGCUUUCUCUAGUUGCCGUGAGCGGGGUUACUCUUCAAUGCAGUGCGCGGGCUUCUCAUUGUCGUGGCUUCUCUUGUUGCGGAGCACGGGCUCCAGGUGCACAGGCUUCAGUAGUUGUGGCACGUGGGCUCAGUAGUGCCAGCAACCCUCUAAUAGGCUUGCUGUUCUUUUACCCACAUCAGCUGUGUCCUACAUUCAACCAUCCCACAACCCUCUUCUGCCCUUUUCAUGAUUCACUGAGAAAACUGAAGCCAUCCCCCAUCAAAUCCCUCUUCCCUGCACCAACCAGUCAAUCCUACCUCCAUCUAUAUUCAUCCAUCCUACUACAGGCUGAGUCCCUACACCUGAGCCCUGCAGUCUGUCCCUUCACAUUAUCUCAGAGCUUUUGGUCCUUUGCUGAUCCUUCUAAAUUGUCAGUCUCACCUAUUCUGCAUCGCUAUCACCAUACAAACAAGCCAUGGUAUUAGCUAUCUUUGAUUCUAUACAUGUAGAAUCAAUUACCACUUUCUGCUACACUCCCCCCACUGCCUCCAACUUCUAAAUGCUCAUGUUCCUCGAGACUUUUUGGGCUCUUCACGUUCUCCCGAUGCCUCGAAAUAACAUCUAUGUGCUGAUGGCUCCCAAAUGUGUAGUUAUAGGUCAGAUUCUCCCCCAAACUCCAGGCUACCUGCCAUCUCCCUUCAAACGUCUGAGCCGUUUGACCAUAAGGUUAAAAGGACUUUAGUUUUUCAGAGUAGUUUUAGGUUCACAGCAAAAUUCAGAGGAAAGUACAGAGAUUUCUGAAAUACCCACUGCUUCCCCCCCCAUAUGCAUAGCAUCCCCC
Molecule: messenger RNA, 7242 nt
Organism: Orcinus orca (killer whale)
Lineage: Eukaryota; Metazoa; Chordata; Mammalia; Artiodactyla; Delphinidae
Gene: TTF1
Product: transcription termination factor 1
Exons: 11
Coding region: 69-2324 (751 amino acids)
Source: RefSeq, a predicted model, not a curated record